GCUUGCACUCCGCGCAGUGGCAGUGUGCUUCCUUGCUUGUGGGAGGUUCAACACUUUUGCAACUUCCGCUAGGUACCGUUGCAACCUCAACGUCAACCUCACCCUCGACUCACCCGACGGCCAUUUCGACUCUGCCACAACCACGACCCAAAAUUGCAUGCGGCGUUGCCAACACCCCACCAACACCGAACGCGCGCUUGGUUCACUUUGCUCCCCCGCCGCGGGCAUUCUCGACGAUUUCUCCGCUCCAGGAUCAUGAUCUGACAGCUUAACCGGCCGCGCAACCGUUGGAGGGAGCAAGAGAGAGACGGGCGGACGACUGCGCGACAGACGACAACACACAGCGUUGAGGCGGCAUCGCCUCUCCGCCCGGCAAGAUGCCCGCAGACAACGACGACUUUGAUUUCAACGCCCUCAAUGAGGAAGGAUGGAAGGAGCAGGAGGCCCGCGAUGAGGAAGCCAUUCGCCAGAUCAACAACAGCUUCGGCCCGGGUGGUAACGAUGGUCUGACUGAAAUGCUGGGGAACCUCCAGUCGGGAGGCGAGAUCGAUCAACGAGGCAAGGCAGACGAUGCCAUCGACUUUGAGGACAUCGACUUGAGCGACGAGGACGAGCUACCCAACGACGAACCGAGCACUUCCGGCACCAGUGGCGAGCUGCCAAGCCUCAUCGACGACGCCGGCACUAAUGAUGACGACGACCUCUUUGGUGGCGACCCCUCAUCGCCCAUGGACACAGCUCACGAUGGCCUGAGAUCCUCUCCCCCGCCGCUCGACGUCCAUGACGAUGUUGAUGCCAAAAAACGUCCGGAUGCUGCCGCCGGGGAGUCCCUUGAAGACCUCCGGAACCUCAACUUCGACAAUGACGAAGAGCCGCAUGCGACAAAUCAAGAUCCCGACAUUCCUCCGCCAGCGGAAAACUUCAUCGACGCCGUCAAGCAACUAUUCCCCGGUUUUGAGGAAAACGCCAUCCUGCAUUGGAACGAACUAUUGAAGCCCAAGAAUGCCACAUGGAUCUCAAAAAAGCCCCCCAAAGCUCCCAAGCCCUUGAUACCAUCAAAACUCAGUCUGGAGUUGGAUGCCGAUCAGGAAAAGCAGUUCCGGAUUCCGGGCCCUGCCACUGGCUCCGUUUGGCAGAGGAUUAAGGAAGCGGAAGCGAGAGGUCUGUUCUGUCUCGAAGAGCCAGAGCCUUUGGAACAAACCGAUCUGGAAGUAUUCAGCUUGGACGACGAAACGGAUUCGGAGAGGAUAGGUGGAUAUACCCUCCAGGACAUAGCUACGAUAUGUCAGGACUGGGAACAGAUGAUUUUCUUGGGCGACAGUCUUGCGGCUGCCAUCGAGCCGGGACCGCAGCCGAAACCUGACAACAUGCUCAUUAAGGAUGAGCCUGAUGAAGAGGCGGACUGGGAUGCCAUGUUCCUCGAUGAGCCUGCUCAAAAGCGGAGAAAGAUCGAAAUUCCUAAAGGUCUUCCUCCUAUUGCUCACUUCACGGCUCCAAAUUUGGACGAAUUCGAGCAGGUCACUUCGAAAUUGGGCAAGCGUGUCAUCCUUGACAUGAACGACCCUUAUUUGCUGAUAGACGACGUCGAAUCUGAGCGGUCAUCUAAGCGGCGAAAGACCCAACAUAAAACGGUCCGCUUGGCGAAUGGGAAAGCUGGGCGGGACCUUAUACAGCGGUUCAAUUUCUCCUCUGACGCUGCUUACGACGCGUUGAAGGAGAACAGCCAGAAUAGGGUUCGGGCCACGUUGGCUACUAUCCCUGUCGAGCACAGUUUGCCUGCGCAGAGACUGUCUUGGCCUUACUACCGCGUCAAGCUCGCGGCCAGUGACCCUCAUAGUUAUCACCGGCCUCAGCUCCACCCUAAGAAGGAUCUGCAGUAUCUCAUCAGGUUCGACAAGCCUGCCAUUAUCAAGCGCAAGACUCUCAAGGGUAAACGCGUCAGCGAGGUAUUUAAGAGUACUCAUGACCUCUCCCUCAACGACAACUCGACCGCUAUCCUUUUCGAGUACUGCGAGGAAAUUCCCACCGUUCUCUCCAACUUUGGCAUGGGACAGAAAAUCAUUAAUUACUUCCGUCGAGCUAAAGGCGCUGAUAGCAGACCUGAGAAGCGUGAGCUUGGCGAGACUUGUAUAUUGAUGCCAGAAGAUCGCUCACCCUUCGCCAUCUUCGGUCACGUCCACCCUGGCGAGGUCGUGCCUACUCUUCACAACCACAUGUUCCGCGCCCCUAUUUUCAAGCAUAACCCGAGGAAUACAGACUUCCUGAUUGGUCGUAGCAGUACCGGCCAAAAAGGCUCAACUUGGUACAUCAGAAAUAUCGAUCAUCUUUACGUUGUCGGCCAAACCCUGCCCUCCAUGGAAGUCCCAGGGCCCCAUUCCAGACGUGUUACAAACAUUGCCAAGAAUCGUCUCAAGAUGGUCUCGUAUCGCCUACUUCGCAAGAGCGAGCAUGUUACCCUCCAUGAUAUUACUAAGCAUGUAGCUGAGUCCAACGAGUCUCAGAAUCGUCAAAAGUUGAAGGAGUUCCUGCGCUUUAGAAAGGAAACAAAAGAUUGGGCGCUGCCCGAAGGCGAAGAGCUAAUGGCCGAACCGGCCAUUCGAUCUCUUGUUAGGCCGGAAGAGGUCUGCCUAUUGGACGCCAUGCAAGUGGGCUUGCACGAGAUCGAGAAGGGUGGUUAUGAUGCUACCGAUUCCCUCAAGGACGAUGACAUUGGGGUUGAUGUGAACGAUGAGCUCUCUCCAGAUGCUCUUGCCAACAAGAUGGCGCCUUGGAAGACUACCAAGGCAUUUCUUGACGCCAGUCAUGGCAAGGCUAUGCUUGCAGUUCAUGGCGCCGGCGACCCGACGGGCAAGGGACUGGGCAUCAGUUUCCUGAGGACGUCCAUGAAAGGCGGCUAUCUUGAGCAGCUCCAAGGACCAAUGGCCACAUCAGCAGAUGCCAUAGAGAGGCAGCGCAAAGCGAACGGUGGGCACAUGUACAACGUCAAGAACCAGGACACACUCUACACCGAGGCUCUUACCGAUAUCUGGAACCGCCAGCGGGAGAGUCUCUUGGAUUCCCAAGAGCACGAUGAUGAAGAUGUGCUUGGGCAAGAGGAUGAAGACGAGCGUUUCAACGUACAGGGCAGCCAAUUCGCGCAAACCCCUGUGGUCCAGGACGGUUUUAGUCAGAUUAGCCAGAGCGCCACCAGUGCUAUUAACCGGAAGAAGCUCGUGAUCACAAGAGAGGUGAGGGAUGAAAAUGGCCAAACACGGACUGUGACAGAGGUCGUAAGGGACCCUGCUGUCAUUGCUCAGUACGUCAAGAGGCGUCGCCAAGAGCAAAAGUCCGAGAUUGAUAUCUACAAUGUUAAGAUGACCGGCGACCAAGAGCGGGACGCCGUUAUUCUCGAGCUGCUCGAGAAGGAACAUGAUCGUCUCAUGAAGAAUAAAAUGAGAACAAUGAAGCGCGAGAGACAGAAACAACUACAACAGCGCCUCAAGAGUGGAGGAACUCUACCCCUCGAUAACGACGACGGGUCGUUAGAGCCCUCGAUUGAGAAAGCCACUGGAACCACUCGCAGAUGCGCAAAUUGUGGGGCCAAGGGCCAUAUCAAGACAAACAAAAAGCUCUGCCCGUUGCUCAACGGUUCGAUGACCAAAGACCAGACUCAGGACGAUGGCGCCUCUGGUGUCGGCUCGCCCAACCCGAACGCGCCGGUCGCUGCUAGUUUCAUGACUCCUAGCUAGUAAGGUUGUGGUGGUUAUUGAUAUCGCUGGUUCUGGUGUUUCAACCUGGAGCUAGCCGGGAAAAAAAAGUCACAUUGACUGCCUUCUUUCAUACGGGUUGGUUCCCAUAUAACUUGGUUGGCCAUGACGAGGUAUACGGCGAGGCAAAUUGGGCAGUAUAUUGCCUGGCGUGGUUGGUGUUCCGCCCUGUAUAACAAUGGACAAGAGCAGUGGCGCUUUUUGCUUUUGGUGGUUGGCGUUUUACGGUUGGCGAAAAUACGACGGUAUCACAUCUCACAUUUCACAUCAUAUCGCCAUUGUUCUUUUCGUCCCUUGUUGACCGGCUCGAACGCCAUUAUAUUAGGUUUCACGGUUUCGUCUAAGGAAUGCGUUUAAUUUCAGUCCCGUGUUUCAGACAGAACGACGAGGAGCCGGUAAUCACCCUCCAAGAGUCUUGCUUCGGUUAGUUAGUCAGGCUGAGGGUCUUCUACUAUUUACAGGCCUUUAGGCGGCCCAGUAGCAUCAUUUUCAAGCAUCAGAAAUAAGUUGGCUUGUCGUGAGGGUGCGAGCAGGGACAAACAAGUUUGCGUUUGAAGCCAUGGGCAUGGAAGGAUAUUAAACAAGGAUGAAAAGAGGAGCCUGAAACCGUACUAGAAAUGAUAUAAAAAGGAUCACGGAUUCUCUCACAGAAUUGGAUCAC
Molecule: messenger RNA, 4407 nt
Organism: Neurospora crassa OR74A
Lineage: Eukaryota; Fungi; Ascomycota; Sordariomycetes; Sordariales; Sordariaceae
Gene: hat-2
Product: histone acetyl transferase-2
Exons: 4
Coding region: 378-3728 (1116 amino acids)
Biological process (GO): RNA polymerase II preinitiation complex assembly; transcription by RNA polymerase II
Cellular component (GO): transcription factor TFIID complex
Molecular function (GO): TBP-class protein binding; RNA polymerase II general transcription initiation factor binding; RNA polymerase II general transcription initiation factor activity
Source: RefSeq, a predicted model, not a curated record